Messenger RNA from Schistosoma mattheei, 3426 nucleotides. The record is from the annotation of a GenBank genome assembly. NCBI's taxonomy places the organism in Eukaryota, Metazoa, Platyhelminthes, Trematoda, Strigeidida, Schistosomatidae.
AUGCGUUUGGAUAACGCUCAUAAUCUUAGUAUUUUGGGACGUCUGAUAUUAGUAACUGUUCCAGCGCUUAUUCGAUCGUCUUCUGAGCAAAUUUCUGCUGGUCUUUAUGUGCUAUAUCUCUUUGUUAUCAGAUUUGCUGAGUUCACUAAUUUGGCUCGGCGUCGCUUAGCACUUUACACUGUUCUAAUUCGUGGUUUGUCUCAAGUAACUGGACCAUUCAUAACAGAUAGUGAACUAAAUCAGUCUAUUACACAAAAACAAAUUACAGAUGAAAUAAAACCACCCAAAAAAGUUGAGGGGGCUGCACGUGGAAAUGAAUGUAAAAUCUCAUUACGGCCUAAGGAAAGUUGGAUUGGAAGUUGGUUGUGGGUUACAUCACUUUUAUUCUUGAACAAAAAUUGGCCAAUACAAUCAGUUGCUGAUGAAGUUGGACCUUUUCUUAUCGAGUUGUUCUGUCAUUUUGGAUGGGAUCAUCAAGUGCUUGGACUAUGUGAAUGCAUAGAUUUUCUGACAUAUUUGUGUAUGAAUUCUUGUGAUUAUAAGCUUCCUCAAGUUGACGUUUCAGAGAACAGCGGUAGUGUCUACAUUGAAAUCGGUCAUUCUCAAAAGCGACUAAAAUUGAGUUCGUCAUUUGCGAAUCCCAGCAAAUCACCAACCAGCGACUUAUCAAUUGGUGUCACCGGAUCUCUGUCAAACGACGUUAUUCAGAACACGCCGACUUCUUUCGGCCAACUCGCGUUUUUUAUUUUCAAUUCAGAUAACACAAUUCAAACAAGUGAACAAAUCCAAACAUCUUUGAACAAUUCUACAGUUGUGACGUUGAAGGAAAUAUGGCCCUUAGUCAAUCGAACUAUACAGUUUAUUGUAGCCCUAAUAAGAAAUCCUGAUUAUUGUGAUAAAGUUCAAACAGCUUUUAGCGAUCCAUCAGGUUUAAGUGCUGUUUAUGGCCGAUUAGUGGAACAUAUUGUUCGGCUAAUGCUCGUUGUGGCUACUUUCUUGACGAAAGUAAAAAAAUCCGAUGAAAAAAUGACGGAUGUAGUCUCUUGUGCUGAUGAAACAUUGUCCGGUUUGCAAUCAAUUUUAGUACAGAUCUUGGAUUCAGUGCCUGGUCGAGUAUUCAUUUCCAUGAUCUUAGAUUUAUUCUCCUGUGAAAACCGUGGACUUCGUCGGAAAGCUCUCGACUUGUUAUCUGCUAAAUUGACAAGUUUAACUGCAAAUGUUCAACCAGUUCCAAUUUUAAUUGAUUUUACUAAAAUGAAUUACAAAUCUUUCCUAAAGUCGCAUAAACAUUUAGUUAGCCGAAAUUUUGUUGAUCUAAAUCGUACCAUGGAGGCUGGUUUAGUUCAAUUUACUGGGAAGCUAAUUUCAUUCUAUAAUUUGAAAAGUGGCAAGACGGAUGGUUCCCUGAGGUCAAAACAUACUAACGUUUUUGGUUCAGGAUUUUCACGCCAAUGUCUAGCUUGUUUGAGGAGUUUAACGAAAUUAUUGGCCUACCAUUAUCCAGGGGAAUUCAUGAGGGCUUUGGACAGUUUAAUGACAGUUCCUAGUAAUUGGUGGAUUAAUGUUGGUGCUAUAGAUGCUCAUCAAGCUUCAGUAAACUCAACUGAUGAACCGCUUGUGGAAAGCAAUCCGCAUGGACAUCAUUUCGGGUCAUCUCUUGCUGAGUCAAGAUCCUUAGCCUGCUUGUUUUUUGUUGAAUGUUUACAACGUUUACCACCACAGUCUUUAUAUCCGGAAGCGAGCGCAACUACAUCCCGCCUUAGUUGGUUGCUUUCUUUUGCAUUAGACCAUGGUUAUACUUGUACAUCAUUUGCUUCUUCACCAAAGUUGUCUGUAAAACAAUGUUGUUCUGUGAACUCACCAUGUAAAUCAGAUCGUUACAUGAAAUUGGUGACUGGUACUAUGCACUCAAGAGAUCAGCACUUAUUGGCUAGUUUAACGCUGGUCAGCAAUCUACUUGAGUUAGCCAUCAUUCAUCGGUUAUGUCAACAGUCUAAAGGUGAAUAUUCUUCAGACAAUACUGAAUCGGCUAUUGGAAAGUGGUUAGAAUUUGAGAGUACAACUAAGAAAAAUGCGAAUAAUUCUGCCUAUCAAGAACCUGUUGCAGUAACACUUCUAAGUUGUAAUCCGGAACGUUCUGGUUCUGUAUUUCGUCAGAUUUCAAACCUUGUUGAACACAUACAUAAACUUCUCCGUCACGUAACAGAAGUCAGUUAUUUACUCACAUCAAUUCGGAUUGUAAUUGAAAAAGCCUCUAAAACGAAUAGUAACACUUUAUUACAUGGUGCUUUAUCUUUCUUGUCUGAUUUUGGCGAAUCCAUGGCACCCAUUAAAGAGAACGGUGUGUUUGCUUCUAAAGAUGAGAAUCAGUUACAUUCUUUCGCAACAAUGCAUGCUACUCAGCCCGACCUAACAUGGCGCUUGAUCCAUACUUGUUUGUGUACAGUCGUGAAUAAACUGAAUGAAGCUGAUUUUCGAAAUACUACAGAAUUAAAAAAUAACGAUAUACUUUUAUGUCUCUACCGUUCUGUCGCUAGUUUAAUCAGUUCAUUACCAGAUGAUAAUGCUCGCCUGAGAAUUUGUCAACAGUUGUUUACAUGGGUCAAUGUUCAAGAUAAUGAAAAAGAACCAGUUGAUCAAAUCAAAGAUAUCACUGAUCAGAUGCUAUUACGUUUAUCAGUUGUAUUCAGGAUAAUGGAAAGAAUUCCAGAUUAUCUGAACACAGAAGAAUUUUCUGAACUAAGCAAACAGUUGUAUUUAGUUGAUUAUAUUGUUCUAAUAUUCAUCAUAGCUGUCGGUAAUAAAUUUAAGGGUGCUAAAAAACUGUCCAAUCGGUUAGGUUUUGGCCGAUCGCUUCAAUGCUAUUCUGAUGGAGCUACAUCUUGUGUUUUAAUUUGUAUUCGUGCUUCAUUGUCAUGCUUGCAUAAAUGGCUUAUUGGUGAGGUGGAAAACGUUGGAUGUCUGGAUGCUGCCUCAAUUGGAGAAUCAGUACAAUAUAUUCCUUCUGUUUUAAUUGGAUUACUCGAUAUAUCUUGUCCAUCUUCUGAUGCACCCCCAAUAAAUGAAACUGAUAUUCAAGAUGUAUUAGGCUCAUAUUUGAAUGCAAUAUGCGGUGAUGAAGCCUAUCUUCGUCCACUCGGUUCCGCACUGACUGAACGUAUUAUGCACUCCACGUACUGGCGUACUAGGUUGGCUGCAAUUCGAUUGUUGAAGUUUGUCUUUAAUCAUUCAAAUGAUCAUGAAAUUGACAAUGAUAAGGAUAUUAUAAUGGAUUCAAAACUUUCUGGUCCUGUCAGUUGUAUUGUAUCAGAUUCACUCUUAGCUCUAUCAGAAGCGUUAGAAGAUGACCGACCAGAAGUUGAAACUGAAGCCAAUAAACUAUUUGCUGAAUUAGAACAAAUGGGUCUGACUGCUACAAAAACGUAA